AUGGAAGCCCGCAAGGCGUUCACGUCCGCCACCCGCAAACUUUCUUCGUCCUCUCUCCGAGAACGUCUCACAAGCCUUACUGCCAGCUCGCCUCUGCGUCCGCCAGUCCCUUUUCAUCCACCCAACAUUGAUUUUGUCCCCUCCAAGAUCCCACGGAAGAGGAGGCUACAGACACUGGCGGUGGCAAUAUGGUCAACGUCGUUUGUGUGGAGCACCUUCGCGUUCUUGAUUCUCUUAUCCUUCCCUCCAUUAUGGCCGCUGUUAGCGGUAUAUAUGCUCUGGGCCCUCUGCAUUGAUACCAGUCCAGAGCAUGGUGGAAGAUUUAGUCCUUGGUUCCGCGCAGGGCGGUUCUGGCGAUAUUUUGCUGACUACUACCCGGCAUCGGGCGCUCUCUGCACAUUUGCUACCGAGAGCACGGGCUUCUCGCAUUUCUACCCGGGUAUUAUUCCUCACCUCCUUACACUCACCUCCAACUUCCGCGUGCCAUUUUAUCGUGACAUCCUGCUCGCAAUGGGGGUUUGCUCAGUGAGCAAGCAAUCGUGCAGCAACGUCCUGAAGAAUGGACCCGGCCAUGCCAUCACGAUCGUUGUGGGGGGUGCAGCUGAGAGCUUGAGCGCACGUCCGGGCACGGCGGAUUUGACGCUGAGGAAAAGACUAGGGUUUAUCAAGAUCGCCAUACAGCAUGGCGCGGAUCUCGUCCCUGUUUUCUCUUUCGGCGAGAACGAUAUCUACCAGCAGAUGCCGAAUGAGAAGGGCACAUCGGUAUACGCGCUGCAGAAGAAGUUCCAGAACGUCUUCGGUUUCACCUUGCCAUUGUUCCAUGGGCGAGGGCUGCUCAAUUACAACUUGGGUCUGAUGCCGUAUCGACGGCGAAUAGUGGUAGUCGUCGGACAUCCAAUCCAUGUAGAGAAGUGUGAGAAGCCAACCCUAGAAGAGGUGACGCACGUGCAGCAGUUGUAUAUAGAGGAGUUGAUAAGGAUAUGGAAUACGUACAAGGACGAGUAUGCGCGCACACGGAAGCGCGAGCUGAGUAUCAUCGAAUGA
This is a messenger RNA of Postia placenta MAD-698-R-SB12, 1044 nucleotides long. RefSeq lists its product as hypothetical. NCBI's taxonomy places the organism in Eukaryota, Fungi, Basidiomycota, Agaricomycetes, Polyporales, Adustoporiaceae. Gene Ontology annotation, molecular function: diacylglycerol O-acyltransferase activity. The record is from RefSeq and is a predicted model, not a curated record. The coding region runs from base 1 to 1044 and encodes 347 amino acids. Gene Ontology annotation, cellular component: endoplasmic reticulum membrane. Gene Ontology annotation, biological process: triglyceride biosynthetic process. The transcript is spliced from 10 exons.